Molecule: messenger RNA, 3805 nt
Organism: Hemiscyllium ocellatum (epaulette shark)
Lineage: Eukaryota; Metazoa; Chordata; Chondrichthyes; Orectolobiformes; Hemiscylliidae
Gene: znf503
Product: zinc finger protein 503
Exons: 3
Coding region: 472-2016 (514 amino acids)
Biological process (GO): negative regulation of DNA-templated transcription
Cellular component (GO): nucleus
Source: RefSeq, a predicted model, not a curated record
GGGGGUGGGGGUGUUGAAUUGAAAGCAUGUGACAUUGAGAUCCCUCUCCGGAUUGGCCUAAUAUCGUCACAUGCUGGAGUCUAAAAUUUCGCCUUCACACAAUAACCAACAGACACACAAAAAAAAGUUAACAUCACAUCCCCUUGACCCUCCAAUCACCUCGGGGUUCAGUGUUCAUUGUGUGAUUUGAUUGGAAGGCGGCAAAGGCUUUAAUCUUAAAGUAAUUCGGUGUUUGAAGUGUUGACGGCCAGAUUGUGUGUUGCAUGUUGUGUUGUGUGUAGCUAAGCGGUCGUGCUGCUUGUCUGAUGAGCGCCGUGCAGGAUUUGGGCAGGGUCUUCAGUACCAAUUACAGCGAGUGAAAUCAGCAAUAACAGCAGCAGGGGAAAUAGUAAUAGCAAACCUUUCUACCACACCGUACCUCCCUCAGACCCUUCGAGACAAGCUAAUCGUCUUCCAAUCAAGGUUUUGAAAAUGCUUACGGCUCGCACCGGACACAUUUUACAUCCCGAAUACUUGCAGCCUUUGCCAUCUACGCCCGUAAGUCCCAUCGAGCUCGAUGCGAAGAAGAGUCCUUUGGCACUUUUGGCUCAGACGUGUUCACAGAUUGGCAAGCCGGACCCCCCUCCAUCUUCAAAGCUAACUUCUGUUACUUCAAAUGGUACAAGUGACAAAGAUUCCGGAAAACCUACUCCGUUGAAACUUAGCGACAUUGGUGUAGAAGACAAGUCGAGUUUUAAACCAUAUUCCAAACACGCAGAGAAGAAGGAUUCCAGUUCCUCCGGCACUUCCAGUGUUUCUGGGGAAAAGUCUGGUUUCCGUGUGCCUAGCGCCACCUGCCAACCAUUCACACCAAGGACAGGCAGUCCAAAUUCCAGCACUUCUUCACCGAUGCCAUCCGAGGGCAAAGGCAAUGACAGUCAGGAAAAGAAAGAAAUGGACACCGUAAAAAACAGCUCCACAGAUAAUUCCACGACCACUAGCGUUAGCCACAACCGGAUUAGUGUCAGUUGUGCUGGGAUAAAUGUGGAAGUGAACCAGCACCAGGAGACUUCAGUGUCAAAACCCAUUAUUUCGGAAACUUCAGCUCUAAGUUCUGGACUUGUUGCCCCUGUUUCGCCGUAUAAGCCCGGACAAACUGUCUUUCCUUUGCCUCCAGCUAGCAUGACCUACCCAGGCACUCUGGGAGCGUACGCCAGCUAUCCGCAUCAGUUUGUGCCACAUGGCGUCAGCUUGGAUCAUGCGAAAUCCAGCCUGGUCGGAGCGGCACAGCUGGCAAGUUCUUUGGGUUGUGGCCUCUCCAGUAAAUCCACCGGUUCCAGCCCAUUAGCCGGUGCCUCUCCACCCUCAAUGAUGACGGCCAGUCUUUGCAGAGAUCCUUACUGUCUAAGUUAUCACUGCGCUGCUCACCUUGCCGGGGCAGCAAACAAUUCUUGCACCCAUGAUCCUACAACUUUGAAGUCUGGAUACCCUCUGGUUUACCCCUCACAUCCACUACAUGCCGUUCACACGUCUAUGUCCAGCAACGCCGGGACGCCAACCCUAGCGGGACACCAUUUGUACCCAUAUGGCUUCAUGCUACCUAACGAUCCCCAGCCUCACGUCUGUAAUUGGGUCUCCGCCAAUGGACCAUGCGACAAGCGAUUUUGCACCUCGGAGGAACUGCUCAACCACUUGCGGACGCACACUGCUUUCUCCGGGACUGAUAAGCUUAUGGCCGGCUACCAAAAUUCCUCUCUGGGCAGCGCGGCGGCGGCAGCAGCUGCAGCUGCCGUGGCGUGUCAUAUGCACCUCCCACCGACAGGGGCGCCUGGAAGCCCUGGUGGUCUCACAUUAAGGAGCCCCCACGCUUUAGGACUGAGCAGCAGGUACCACCCGUAUACCAAGAGUCCCCUGCCGACCCAUGGCGCUCCAGGGCCAGUUACCACUCUACCAGUGCCGGCAACAGGACACUAUUACUCUCCAUACGCACUCUACAGCCAGAGGUUAACCACAGCUUCAGCACUGGGCUAUCAGUGAGCUCACAUAUUCGAAGCUGCAAUAUGCAUUGCGAUGAAGGCUUAUAUGGGUCCAAUUUCAAAACCGUCAGGAUUUUUAAAAAAUGUUGACCUAAUUUCCUUCCGUUAAAAUUAUACAAUCUGAUUUUUAACGUCAUGAAAGCAGACAUCUAUCCAGAAAAGUGAACCGAUUAAUGUAUACGAAAAAAACCCAUUGAAUUGUUUUGAAAAUUAAUAAAUGUAAAUAGUUUUUCGUUGAAAGUUUUGAAAUGCAAUCCAGGUAGUCUCUCACAAAGCAGAUUGCAGUAUAAUGGACCUUUGAUGGUGUUCAUCAAUGGACGGGUUCCGUGAACGCUGUAUUUAUUUAUGUUAGCUUCAAGCGGGGAAAAAAAAUAACAAAGUGCAUUACUUAACAAAAAAGCCGAUAGGUAACGUGGAACAGUGUAGAAAAAUAGGGAUUUUCCGGAAUUUCUUUUCAAUUGCUAUGAUUGUAUUGUACGUUCUUAUUUAAUGUCUCUUGGAAAAAAUUUACAUGCAUGUUUGUUACUAAAUUCCAACUUGUCAUUAUAAUUUCAAAUUGCAAUUAUUUUUAAGGUGUACCAUGGAAAGAGAAUUGGUAUUUUUUGUAUGUAUUCUGGAAAUAAGAAGCAGUGCUAUUCAAAAAUAUGACCGUCUUAUUUUGUUAUUAAAUGAAUUCUUGAUUACCAAUUGUAACUUCCGUUCGCCUUAUAUAGGUUUUCAAGUGCAGUUUUACUACUUUAAAAGAUUAUUCGAGAUUUUUUUUCCCUAGGAAGUGAAGUAUUGCGAACUAGGGAUACUUUUGAGGAGGGAAAUUUUUAAGUUUCUGAUACUUAGGAUUUUUUUUGAAAUCCUAAUCAUUUUCCUACAACUGUUAACCUCUUAGAAUGCAUGUUCCACAACUAGAAACUUAGAGGUCAAUUAACAGUUUUAAUUGAAAGUAUUUCUCUCUGAGAAAUUGCAAACUUAUUACAUGCGCCUCUACCAAAGCGGCACAAAUUAUUCGACUACUGUAUACAAACUAAUUACUGUGUAGUUUAAGGUCUUGAAAUACAAAUAGGCCUGUUUUUACAGUUUAGUUUGAAAAAAAUAACAUUGUAGAUUUAUUAAUGCUGAAUACAUUUUUGUUAUAACACCAAGUCAUCAUUCAAACAUCGUUCCUGCUGGUUGGAUGAAAACCAGUGCCCGAAAGAGCUCAACCACCGUAGUAAAGUUCCAUCACUUUUCAUAAUAGUUGUAAACAUUUCUCGCCUUGUCGGCCCUUGGUAUCUGAAUUAAAUUUUCAGUAAUCUGACGCAGGAGACGUUCAAAAUUAUACACACAGAUUCUAUGUUAAUGGUGGAUUGAUGCUUUCAAAUUUCGGGAAUCAGUCCAGUUAGCGGCAAGCAACCUCCGUUAAAUCAUCUUUCUUUGAACUCAAUCCUUUUAGAGAGAGAUUCUUACUCUGCUCUAAUAUGUUUGCUUCAUUCGAAUUCAGUAUAUUUGAACAUAUGGAAUCCACAGUUUGGCAUUUUUUUUCUAAAUCAGCGUUUACAAAUUUACCAACAGUAAACAAACGUAAAUUGCACAUAAGGUUUCCAGGUAAAAAUAACUACAUAUUAAAUAAAUCAUAAGUUGCUGUUAGCUUUAUUAAAAUAAGGUGAAUGUAAACGAUACUAUGAAAAGUUAAAGUCGUGUAAUUCCAAGAAAUGUACGUAAAAGGGUAAAUGAAGUGACAUACACUAGAAAUUACACUCUUACUGGAUUAACAUGGACUCAGACCUCCUAUAAUAAAUCUUUCUUUUAAAAACGUU